Molecule: messenger RNA, 1650 nt
Organism: Cornus florida
Lineage: Eukaryota; Viridiplantae; Streptophyta; Magnoliopsida; Cornales; Cornaceae
Product: TOM1-like protein 1
Exons: 4
Coding region: 215-1396 (393 amino acids)
Biological process (GO): protein transport to vacuole involved in ubiquitin-dependent protein catabolic process via the multivesicular body sorting pathway
Molecular function (GO): phosphatidylinositol binding; ubiquitin binding
Source: RefSeq, a predicted model, not a curated record
CUAUAAGACUUGACUACAAAGCAGAGAAUCAUCUGAGUGGGUCGUACUCAAUACUUCUGCGUCGCCGUCCCAGCACGCGAUUUUGCCAACCACUCCUUCAACCUUUCACCUUCAAUUCAAUUCUAAGGGUUGAAGAUUUAGUGGGUGGAGCUUAAAAAAUUUGAAGAAUUUGCUUGGCCUGUGCAACUGAGAUUUUGAGACUAGGGUUUUGAAGAUGAGUGACAACUUGAUGGAUAAAGUUAGCGCUUUUGGUGAGCGUUUGAAGAUUGGAGGAGCUGAGGUUGGUCGAAAGAUGACUGCUGGCGUGAACUCUAUGAGUUUCAAGAUGAAGGAGCUACUCCAAGGCCCAAAUCAGGCUGACAAGCUUGUCGAGGAUGCAACAGCUGAAACUUUGGACGAGCCUGAUUGGGCCACCAAUCUUGAUCUUUGCGACAUGAUCAAUCAUGACAAGAUCAGUAGUGUUGAUUUGAUCCGUGGAAUAAAGAAACGGCUCAUGUUGAAGAACCCCAGAGUUCAGUACUUGGCCUUGGUGUUGCUUGAAACUGUUGUCAAGAAUUGUGAGAAGGCAUUCUCGGAGGUUGCAGCCGAGAGGGUGCUUGAUGAAAUGGUGAAGUUGAUUGAUGAUCCUCAGACUGUUGUUAACAAUCGGAACAAGGUUCUGAUGUUGAUCGAAGCAUGGGGGGAGUCCUCUAAUGAGCUCCGAUAUUUGCCUGUGUUUGAAGAGACAUACAAGAGUUUGAAAUCAAGGGGUGUACGGUUCCCUGGUCGUGAUAAUGAAAGUUUGGCCCCAAUAUUCACUCCUCCCCGUUCAGUCUCUGCUUCAGAAUCAAAUGCUAGCCUUGGCCAACAAGUUCAUCAUGACAUUCCUGCAGAAACCUUUACAGCUGUACAAACAAAGGAAGCAUUUGAUGUGGCACGGAACAGCAUUGAGCUUCUAACAACAGUUUUAUCCUCUUCACCUGAACAAGAUGCUUUAAAGGAUGACUUGACGACCACACUUGUACAGCAGUGUCGUCAGUCCCAAUUUACUGUCCAGAGAAUCAUCGAAUCAGGUGGGGAUAAUGAGGCUGUUCUCUUUGAAGCCUUGAACGUGAAUGACGAAAUCCAGAAAGUCCUCUCCAAGCACGAAGAUUUGAAGAAGCCUUCAGCAUAUCCGCUGGAUCCUGAACCAGCCAUGAUACCUGUUGCUGUCGAGCCUGAUGAAUCGCACCAUCUCGGGAAAGAAGAUGCUUUAAUUAGAAAGCCCGCAGGUUCUCGUGGUGGAGCCCAGGGAGGGCACAACGAUGAGAUGAUGGACGAUCUUGAUGAGAUGAUAUUUGGCAAGAAAUCUGGCGGCACAUCCCAAGCAGGGCAUGAUACGAAGAAGUCGUCGAAGGAUGAUCUCAUCACCUUUUGAGUUUCGUUAGGGAAUUCAUAUAUUUGGGACAGAUGAAGCCUUUGAUAGUAUUGAGUCUGUUUAGAUGUUGAAGAUUUUCAAGUUUGAUGAACAUGACCGGUUUUUUUUAUUUUGGUGGUCAAGUGGGGAGUUCCAUUUCCAUUAUUCCUGCACAUUUUGUGUAAGUAAUUCAGGUGUGACCGUGUGACUUUGAAUAGAUAAUUGUCGACAAAAUAUAUAUAUAAAAAAACAGUAAAACUGUCAUAUUCUCCUCA